AGCCAUUUCGGCCGAAGCAGUUCUCACGUUGCCACGCUCGUGCAGAGAGCUCCAUGGGCAAAAAUCGCCCUCCCAAGAAAGCGAGAGAUCUCCUGGUGGAGCUUCAGCGCCGAAGGACCGAACUGGAGUCACAACCUGGCCAGCAUGUUGCAAACAUUCGGCAGCGGCUCGAGGGGCUCAUCGCAUGCAGACCCGAUGACUAUGACUCUUUUAUGACAGAUGCGCAGCAGGCCCUGGACGAGGCGACCGAAUUUCUUACAGCUACAACCGCUUGUUCUUUCCGCGAGAUGGAUCUGGCGGCUGCAGAAAUUAGUCAGAGCGCUUGGGAGAGCGUUUGUAAAGUCCGCGCUGAGAUGCAUGCAACCUUGGCAAGAGAGCACGAAGAGGAAAGGUGUGCUGGUAGAUGGCGCCGUAGCAAGCAGCAUGAGAGUUCUAACAUUACCGCGAGUGCUCUUCAUGAAGAUGCCUGCGCACCUAGCACUGGCGUCGCAAGUGCCUCUUCCCUCAGAAUGGUAGCUCGUUCUGAUCGUAAGAUACCGAUUGUUCCGAGAAUUUCUUUGUCUUUCGCAGACGAAGCCACGGCAGGGCGAAAGCGAUUUUCGAAUCCACAAUUGCACAGUCAGUGCAGUCACUCGUCUGCAACACCAGCAGCGGCUCCUGAGCAAGCGGCGACAGCAAAUGGAGUCGUGGUUUGGAUCCGUAACUUUGAUCUUCGAAUCCAUGACAACCCAGCUUUGGUGCACGCAGCAUGCCUCAAGCGACCGGUUUACCUAGUUUUCGUGUGGUCCGAGCAGGAGGACGCUGCGCAUGGCAAUUGGCGGCUUGGUGGGACGGCAGCCUCUUUGUGGUUGUAUCACGCACUGGCGGCAUUAGACGCCGCCUAUCAGCAGUGGUACGGACAGCACAUUAGUUUCAUCGCAGGCACAACUACACGCGCCUUGCUGGAGGCAGUCCAGGAGACUGGGUCGGACACCAUCGUGACAAGCAAAGCAUACGACACCUUUGGUCGCAAGCUAGACGAAGAGGUCAAAUCGUCUCUGCAGACGUUUGGUAUCACCUUUACGAGUUUCAACUCGUAUCUUCUGAAUGACGUUGACCAGAUACGUGUAGACAUGCGGGAGCACCGUGGCCAUUUUGGCACCCUCGUGCCCUUCCUGUUCGCUUGCAACUCCCAGCCUGCACCGCGCAAGCCACAGCAGGAGCCUAUAACGCUUCUGCGUGGGCAGAGCACAAGGAUUUCGUCCCACGUUGGUUUGGCGGGGCUUGGCAUAUGCAAAUUGCCCAUUCGACGUGACGGCUCCACUGUCGAUUGGGGAGCUUCCAUCGUCAAGAGUUGGCAGAUCAGCGAGGAGGGCGCGCGAGCAGCUUUGGAUAGAUUCCUCGCAGAAGGAGGAGGACUCUCGAAGUACGAAUCAGAGCGUCAUCUUGCCGAUGCCUCGGCCGUGGCUCGCAUCUCCCCAUAUUUGCGUUUCGGGAUGCUCAGCAGCAGGACUAUGUAUUGGGCCUCCAAGGCAGCCAACGCCAAGGACCUUGCCAAAACUUUCUGGCGGCGAUUGGUAUGGCGAGAUCUUGCUUACUGGCAGCUUCGACUCUUCCCGCAGAUGGCAGACGAGCCCAUACGAUCACAUUACGUAGGGCAGCAGUGGAACGCUGACAGAACAUCAAUCGAACGAUGGUUCCAGGGUAAGACCGGGUAUCCGAUUGUUGAUGCUGGCAUGCGGGAGUUGUGGGCGACGGGGUGGAUGACUCAGAAUGUCAGGAUGGUCGUAGCUAUCUUUCUCGUGGAGUACUUGAAUGUCAAUUGGGCCGAGGGUGCUAGAUGGUUUCAUCACACACUGGUGGAUGCAGACCCAGCUAUCAACCCCAUGAUGUGGCAGAAUGCUGGAAAGUCUGGAUUGGACCAGUGGAAUUUCACGAUGCAUCCAUCAGAAUUUGGCCGCAGAAUGGAUCCGACAGGUGACUACACUCGUCGAUGGUGCCCUGAAUUGGGCUCCCUGCCUGCACGUUUCAUCCACUGCCCAUGGGAGGCUCCGAUGCGACUGCAGAAACACUUGCCACAUGGCUCUUAUCCCGAUCGUUGUGUCCAAGAUCUGGAGCAAGCUGCUCUCUUGAGCUGCUCAGCCAUUCGUGAUCAGAGGGCGCGACGGCGAGACAGGAACGACGAUGGCGGAUAUGACCUCAUUGUCUUGCCCACGGGGUCUACGCUGUCGCAUGAUGGCCGUCUUACACGAGUAUUCACCAAGAAAGAUUACCGCCUUCCUCUAAGGAGCCGUCAUGGCGAUGACGACAGAUGUAUUACAGGGCAUGGCCUAUCUUCAGAGAAAAGGCGGCCAGACGAUUAUGGCAUCUCACUAGGCGAUUACAUCAAGGGCUGCUAGACAUUUUUCAAGAGGCUUGCAUGUUGUUCAUUUAGGAUUUUCUGCACGGCGCUCAUACAGGGUGCAUUUUCUUUGGCACAUCUUCGCGAUUUUCAGCAAAGUCGAGGGUGAAGUGUGCAUGGCUGUUUGCGGCAAGAUCAUGCAGGGUGCCCCAUCGCAUGUGCCGCGCUCAGCUGAACUUUGCGUCGUGCUGUCCACUUUGUCUUUUCCACCAUUUUCGUGACAGGGUUUGGUCCAGGCCUCUGCAGUCGUCAGUCACCUCGUUUGGCAGGCUCUGGAGAUAUGAUGAACAAACUAGGACAAGGGACGGCAUCUUGCUCUGCUUGUGGUUCUUGGUGCUUCUGACAGUUGCCAGCUGCAGGUCGUGGUGGCAUCAUUUAGCAGCUAAUUAUUGCAAACCAAUGUGCUCCCAGUUCGCUCCUUAGUUUUGGGCUGCUGAUCGUGAGAGGUUGGUUGUGUCUUUUAUCUGGCCCCAGUACAACAAGUUUUCACAGGGAGAGCAGACGUGGUCUCCAGAGCACCCCUCAAGACGCCCAGUGCCCCAGCUGCGCCCAGACGUCGCGACAGGCCGGGGGGCACCUAACGCCAGGUUCACCUCCGGCAACCUCAGAGAUGGGAGGGGACGGGGAUGCCUCUACGCUCGGCGUAGGAUGAUCGCG
Molecule: messenger RNA, 3037 nt
Organism: Prorocentrum cordatum
Lineage: Eukaryota; Dinophyceae; Prorocentrales; Prorocentraceae
Source: the annotation of a GenBank genome assembly